AUGAGAUGGUUGACAGUCAUAACCCUCGUGUUCGGCGGCUGCGUGUGCGUCCCCUCCGAGGACCAGUGCCUUACUGACCUGGCCGGCGGCAUGCGCCAGUACCGCGGCAACUGGACCUGUCUCACACCCUCGUCGCUGCGUCUUUUCCGGCCCGAAGACGUCCCCGACUUGAAGACAUUUUGUCUUGGCGGGAAAUCCCUAACGCAAACUCACGUCGAUGCGUGGGCGGACAACGUGCGGUUCACCAACAGCUACGAUUCCGCAGAGACUUGUUUCUGCACGGCGGGCGUAGUCGACGCUGCGACUUGGGAACCGGCGAUCCCACCUGGAGCUAUCGGUGCAGUCAGCGAGCUUGUGGUCGAAGGACCGGCUCGGCGAGCCGAUGGCCACGUCGACCGUCUCUACCGCACGGGCGAUCUAGUCCAAUGCGGCGAUGACGGGAUCAUCCGAUUGAUAGGCCGGCGGGACACGCGGGUGAAGCUGCUGGCAGCGCGUGGACUCGGCGAGAUCGAGUACCAUCUGCAAAGCUGCUUUCCUGACUGUGAGGAGGCCGUUGCGGAAGUCAUUGUUCCGUCGAACGCCGAGGUUCGCGCGAUGCUUGUCUCGCUUGCUUACACGCCAGGCGCCCACCAAGGGGAAGAAGAGGUACCGAGGGGGCUGCCUCGUGGUUGUUGCUUGGAAACUCCAACGGAGGCAUCCAAGCGCACUUCAGCCGCUAUCCUCGGGCAGCUGCACCGCCGUGUCCCCGUUUACAUUGUCCCUGCAGUUGUUUUUCUCUUGUCGAAGGUCCCAUUGACAGGAACCGGGAAGAUCAAUAGACGCGAACUUCGCCAGGUUGCGGCCAGCCUAGUUCAAAACUUCGGUCGAGCAGGCGCUGCAUUCUAUAUGGGUGCAGGUCUCAAUGUCGGUGGGGAUGUCUUUGGCAUAGACGACGACUCCUUCCAUCUCAGUGGAGACUGUAUCACAGCCAUACAGUCGGCGGCAAAGGCGAAGGCUGCCGGUCUAAGUAUCACAGCUAUCGUCGCUGGAAAGGCAAUAGUUGGUAUCGUAUCUGCAAGUACCAAGACACAGACAGCCAAGGCAACAGGGGUGAAAACAGACAUCACCGAACCAUUACCGCCAUCCCCUAUCCAGAAUCUCUUCUUCGACACGAUUGAGACAGGCCUCAACUACUUCAACCAGAGUUCUUUCCUGCGACUUUUCCAAAAGCAUCAGAACAGAGAGGGCCGACGCAGCCCUACAUGGAGUAGUCAAGCACGAUGCAUCCUGAGCGCUCAAUUCCACCGCGAUGAAAACGGGACCCGGAGACAGAGGGUCCAAAAUGGCGUGAAUGAAUCUUAUAUCCUACACUGCCACAUGGUCGAGACCGUUGAGGACAAGGAUGCUUUCAGAGUUGUCUCGGAAGCCCAGCGCUUGCUAGAUAUCCUCAAUGGUCUGCUCCUCCGCGCAGAUCUCAUCAGCACAUGA
Molecule: messenger RNA, 1467 nt
Organism: Aspergillus mulundensis
Lineage: Eukaryota; Fungi; Ascomycota; Eurotiomycetes; Eurotiales; Aspergillaceae
Product: AM-toxin synthetase
Exons: 4
Coding region: 1-1467 (488 amino acids)
Source: RefSeq, a predicted model, not a curated record